Drosophila persimilis is the source of this 465-nucleotide messenger RNA. RefSeq lists its product as uncharacterized. The record is from RefSeq and is a predicted model, not a curated record. The coding region runs from base 114 to 449 and encodes 111 amino acids. The transcript is spliced from 2 exons. Gene Ontology annotation, cellular component: ribonuclease P complex. Lineage: Eukaryota; Metazoa; Arthropoda; Insecta; Diptera; Drosophilidae. Gene Ontology annotation, biological process: tRNA 5'-leader removal.
CAAAAAAUUACAUAAAAAAUAUACGCCGGCAUUUAACAAGUUUUCAACCGAACUUUAAUGAAUAAGGAGUCCCCCCCAAGCGUGUUCGGGAACAUCACAGCGCCAACCAAAGAAUGAAAGAUUCCCAAUACCUGGAUGUUAAGCUAAAACUUCGUGACACCGAGUCUAUUGUAUUGACGCCUGGCUACUUGAUUGGCUGCAUUCUCAACUCCCUGGAAAGCUUAUUUGGAGAAAUCGGAGGCAAGACAUCGUUGGAUAUUGUGAAAUUCAGUGCAGCGGAACGACGACUUAUCUUGCGAGUGCCUCAAGAAUUCGUUGAGCGCGCGCGUAUUGCUGUUACCUUAAUAGGCCACUACCAGGAGGUGCCUUGUCACUUUCAGGUGCUAAACGCAUCAAAAAAUCAGCUGGACUUUGAUAGCAAGAACGACGAAAACGUCGUCAAACUUUAGUGAAAUUAUUAGCAGG